Plasmodium falciparum 3D7 is the source of this 1815-nucleotide messenger RNA. Its product is annotated as putative ribosomal protein S29, mitochondrial. Gene Ontology annotation, cellular component: mitochondrion. NCBI's taxonomy places the organism in Eukaryota, Apicomplexa, Aconoidasida, Haemosporida, Plasmodiidae. The record is from RefSeq and is a predicted model, not a curated record.
AUGCCAUUUAAAAGCCACCAACUUAUUAUGAAAAAUUGUUUAACUAUUUUUCGUUCAUUCAACACUUAUAAUAUUCCCUCCAUCAGUAAUAGUAGCAGAGUACAUCGUAGUUAUAGAGAAAGUAAUAAAACACAUAAUGAUGAUUUUUCCAAAAUAUUUAACAAAGAGCUAGUCGCCUAUCCAUAUGAAGAAGAAAGAUAUAAGAAAUUAUUAAAUAUUGAAGAUAACAAAGUAAAACGGAAUAUUGCUAAUUUUUUUUUUAAUAGAAAUAUGUAUAUAAAUGUAACAAAUGAUAAUAAAAUAAGAAAAGAAAUGUAUUCAUCUGAUUUUUGUUUCAAAAAUGUAGAUAAAUAUUUUAUUUUUGAAAAAGAAUAUUUAGAUAAUUUAUUCCCUGAAGGAUUAGCUGGUGAAUUACCUAAGGAUAUAUUAAUGCAUACAGAUAAUGAUGAGAAUUUCCAUAUAUUUAUGAACGAAUUAAAUAAAAACAGUAAUAAUAAUAAUAAUAAUAAUAAGUCUAAUAUAUCUAAUGUUAAAGGAGUCGGCUUGUUAUAUAGAAAACAGACAUAUGAAAUUAUUAAAGAGUUAAAAUAUUGUCAAGAUGUUUAUAAAUUAAAAGAAGAAAGAGAAUCUCUUGGUUUAGAUAAUUAUUUUUUAAAAAAAGGAGAUAAUGUAUCUUGUUAUUAUGAUAGGUAUAGGGAAUGUGAAAGUGUGCAGAAUGAUACCAGCGAUUUAAUAGAGAAGUUUAUAACCAAUAAUAUAAAAGAAAACGACGAUGAAAUAAAUAUGAAUAAUAGUAAUAAUAGGAAUAGAAAAUGCACAUCUCUUUAUCAAAGCAGAAGCAUAUUUAUUGAUGGAAAAAGGGGUACUGGAAAAAGUUGUAUUCUUAAUAGUGUCGUCCUAUGGGCUAAAUUAAAUAAAUGGUUUGUUAUAUUUAUCCCAGAUGUAAAAAAAUACAAAUUCGAUAUAAAUAAUAUCGUACGUAGUAAUACAAAUUUAUAUAUACAGCCAGAACUAAGUAGACAAUUUCUUGAAGAUAUUGUAAAAAUAAAUGAAACAUUUUUAAAAGAAAUAUUAGUUAAUAAAAAUAUAAUAAAUAAUACUUGUUUAGAUGGGACACAUUUAUUAUAUAAUAAAAGGAUAUAUGAAAAUAUUAUUCAGAAAGCUAUAGAAACAGAAAUAUUAAAUGAUGAAAAUUAUAAGAAUUUAAAUGAAAAUGAAAAAUUCAAAUGUAAACAAAAAUUAUAUAAAUUUUAUUAUGAUAAUAUUAAAAUACCAAAUCUUUUAGAUAAAUUUGCGUUACCUACUAAUUUAUUAGAAUUAUCUAAAAUAGGAAUAAAUAAUUCAGCAUAUUCAAAUUUAUGUAUAUAUGCAUUAUUUGAACAUUUGAAAAAACAAAAUCAGUUCCCUUUACUAAUAUGUUUAGAUCAAUUUAAUUAUAAUUUAAGUGUUUCUGAAUAUUUAUCUAUUAAUUUUGAAAAUACUAAAUAUAAUGGAUACAUUCCAACCUAUUAUUUUACUAUUCCAAAAUUAUUAUUACAAUGGGAUACUUCUAAAUAUAAGAGGUGUUUUAAAAUAGCCUCAACGUGUUGGGAUAGAGAAAAUAGAAGAAACUUCCAACCUGAACUUUUAGGUAUUCAUAAAAAACAAAUAAAAAUAAUUCGAAACUUUACCAUCAGAGAAUUUAAAAACUAUCUUGCCCAUUUAUAUAAUCAAAAUGUCAUAUACAACUUUGAUAUUAACAAGUUGGAAUAUUUCUACAUGCUAACAGGUGGAAAUGGAUUUCAAGCAAGGAAACUUUUGACGACUCUGUACUGA